AUGGCCAGCGCGGCUGUCACCGAGGCCACUCUCUACGACGUGGACAUGCCACAACACCAGCUCGACCAGCGACACGCCGACGCCCCCGAGGUGGUCGAUGACCACCUCCAGGCGGAAGCGAGUACCACCGGUCAAGAAGAAGACGAGGAUCGCCAGAGCUACCCCUUGGGCCAGAGCCACACACCGCUGACGUCCAUCCCAACUCUGGGCCAGGCCCUCAUCGAUGGUAACAAUCUCGAUCGCAAGUACGUCCAUUCGUUCCUGCAGGUGCUCGCCGACCACUCUCAGUUCUCCGACAAGUAUCAACACUAUGAAGAAGACGAGUACGAGCGGAAGCGCAAGAGGAAGCUGCGCGAGAGCGAGCGCAAGAUGUUCUUCUACGCCGGCCAGAGCGCGAACGGCGGUGGGUCGGGCGACAAGAGCAAGCGCAAGGCCGCGGCGUCAGUGGACAAGGGCGGCAGCAGCGGCGGAGCGAGCGUGAGCAACAAGAAGCGACGAAGGAAGGAGCGCGAGCGCGAGAGGGAGCGCGUCUUGGACAAGGACGCCCGACGACAGCUCUCCGGGUCGGCGCCGAUGAUGAUGUCGAUGGCCGGGCAGCGCAGUCAGUCCUCGUCGCCCUUCAACUCGCCGCCGACGAUCGCCGGCACCCCUUCGGCCGAGCGCACGGGGUCGAUGCCCAACAUGCCUAACAUGCCGCAGUGGUCGGCCGCCCAGAAUGAUCGGAAUGCGUCGUUCUACUCAGCUUCUGUGCCGUCGGCCAUGCCCAGCCACGCCCAAGACAUGGCCGGGCUUCAUCAUCAGCCCCACCACCACCCGCACCAAGUCCUGUCGUCGGUCCAGGCCGCGAGCCAUCUGAUGCGCCACCGGGCCUCCAUGCCGCAGCUGCCGACGCAGCAGCACCAGUACCUCCAGCGCCCCGGUGGCUACCUCCACCUCAGCGCCGGGCACUACUCGCCGAGCUCAUCGUUCGACUACAUGCCCCAGCAGUCGCCCCUCUCGUCGUCCCUGUCGUCGUCGGCCUCGUCAUCCGUCUACUACACGUCCCCCGCGCCUUCGCCCUCGCCCGCGUCACAUAUUGUGCCGAUCAGGGCCAACGACUACGCGCCCUCGCCGCCGACCUACCACCACCCCCAGCACCGCCAGGUUGCCAUGCAACAGUCCUCGUAUGCCAGCUACUACCAGCGGCAGCCGCUCCAGCGCUACCCGCACCAGCAGGCUCUCCUGGCGACCUCGCUGCCAGCGGAGAUCAUGCUCGAUGCCUACGGCGGCCACCUCACGGCCGAGGAGCAGCCCAGCGACCCGACGCUCGACGACGAGUCCUGGACGUCGUCAUCGAUCAGCGCCUCGAGCUCGGGCGAGCUCUCGUCGGGCAGCGAGUCAUUCUCGUGCUUCGGCCCGUUCGACCCGGCCGCGAUCGGUGGGGCCACCGCCGGCGACGACGGCGAAGACCUGGCCUGCGCCGACAUGGCCUCGGCCGCCGCAGCCGCUGUCGAGAGCUUCAUGCUCGCCAACCAGCACCAGCACCAGCAGCACCUCAAGGAGGAGUCAUCUCCCGAGGGCGCCCAGCAGCAGGCCGGCGGUGGCGUGGCGGUCGACGAGGACUGGUUCAACUCGUUCUUCUCCGACACGGUGGGCAGCCCCCUGCUGGGCGGCCAGACGGGCGACGUGCCCGACGGUGCCCAGUGCUACCCGGCCCUCGACUCGAGCCACAUCGAUUCGCUCUUCGCCGAUGUGGAGGCCUACUACGGCCGGCUGGUCAACUGA
Molecule: messenger RNA, 1764 nt
Organism: Acanthamoeba castellanii str. Neff
Lineage: Eukaryota; Discosea; Longamoebia; Acanthamoebidae
Exons: 4
Coding region: 1-1764 (587 amino acids)
Source: RefSeq, a predicted model, not a curated record